Saccostrea cuccullata (small rock oyster) is the source of this 1788-nucleotide messenger RNA. RefSeq names its product cell death abnormality protein 1-like. The record is from RefSeq and is a predicted model, not a curated record. Bases 51 to 1223 code for a protein of 390 amino acids. The transcript is spliced from 8 exons. Gene Ontology annotation, molecular function: scavenger receptor activity. NCBI's taxonomy places the organism in Eukaryota, Metazoa, Mollusca, Bivalvia, Ostreida, Ostreidae.
GUGAUAGAGAAGUUAAAAUUGAGGAAGUGUAAGCUGUUCAUCUUGUUGAAAUGGAAUCUUUUCUAUCUAUGUCUGGUACAUUACUCGGGCUUCUUCUAAUAACGAAUAGUAAGGCUUAUGAUAAUCUAUUAGAAAAUAGCAAAAUGCUUGUUAUUACUGAACUGGGACGACCGGUCUAUGGAGCGGAGAAUAUCAUAGAUGGGAAUCCUUCUACAUGUCUAGACACUGAACGAUUCUACAGAUCGAUAUUGUGUUUUGACUUCACAAUUGUGCAGAGUUUCUACGAAGUUGCUGUCUCUCUUGAUUUUUUAGAUUCAUGGUAUCCCGACGACAUGUAUAUAAUACGAUUAUCAAUUUAUGUAAGUAAUUCAACUUCUGUGAAGGAUAGAUCUCUGUGUGGUUCAGAAUACGUGGACGUUGCACACAGAAGAUCUUAUGUUGUGAAAAGAAAAUGCAUGGAUCAAGGGCGUUUUAUCGUGUUGAAAAUUUGGUUGGAUGGAGGACGUGAAUACCGACUCUUCAUUUGUGACAUCAGUAUAACAGGAUGUGAAAAUGGGAGGUUUGGUGAGAACUGCACCGGGAAUUGUUCAGAAAACUGUUUGGGAAAAUCAUGCGACAUUUUGGAUGGGAAGUGUUCGAGCGGAAUUUGUUCAGAUGGUUGGCAAGGGGAGGACUGUAAUCAAAAAUGUCCCAAUGGAACCUAUGGAUACCAAUGUAACUCAUCUUGUGGAAAUUGCAAAGACAUUGUGAAUUGUAACCAUGAGACCGGAUAUUGUAAUGGUGGCUGUGCCGAGGGAUCAAUGGGAUUGAAAUGUGACAAAGAAUGCCCAUAUGGAUUUUACGGAAAAGAAUGUUCUGACCGUUGCAAUAUGACCUGUGGAUAUAAAUCUGAACAGCAAAGUAUACCAGAGGAGACAAAUACCCGUAAACUUACUUCUGCAGACUUCAACAAAACGACCGUGUAUGCUAUGGGGUCUGCACUGACACUUUCCUUGCUAGUGAAUAUUCUAUUCGCAGCAAUGUGUAUUAUAAGAUUUCGUGUAACAAAGAAGAAUGAUAUUUAUGAUAAACCUUCAUCGAUGUAUGUAAAUGUAAGAGCAGAUCACAAACAAGAUAGACAAAACAACAAACCUUCAGAAGGAAUGGAGUUAGACCAACAGAAGGUGCAAUAUGAGGCUGUGCGGAUCCCCUGCAAUGAAAAUCAUUACGAAGAUUUAGAAUAAAUAAUAUCGUACAAAUUAACUCCAUUGUCAAAUUAGUUUAAAAUUUCAAACGUUAGGUGAAGCAGGUAUGACUUAAGACAUCUUUAGCGGAGAACAAUAUUUUUAAUACAACAUGCAAUAGGGAAUAAGAAUCCUUGUGACACGUUAGUGUUUUGCUGAUAUAUUACAUAGCUAUUUAAAAUAGUCUGAUGCGACAUUGGACACUUAAAAGACAGGCUUUGAUUCAAAGAUCGAUACUGAAAAAAAUCCCGUUUAUUUGAUUUAUUUAAUUGAAAUAUUAAUACAAACCAAUCGGAGAUUUUGAAGCUAUACAAUAAGGAAGUUAUUUAACUUAUAUUGGUGAAUAUUGCCACUCGUUUGGUGUACAAGCUUGUGCAUCUUAUCCAUCCAAUUUUAGCAAAAAAUUCACAAAUGUACUAUGUUUAAUAUAGCCUUAUAUUAUAUUCUGUAAAUUGUUUUCAAAAUACUUUUCGCCAUUACAAUAUAUCUGACCUUCUUUUUGAGAAUUGAAAUGAUUAUUGAAUUUUCAACUGUCCCGUAAAUGAAUAUAGAAAAUGUAUUUUUG